AUGCCACCUGCCCUUACCAAAGACAGCAUCAUUAUAUCGACACCAGACUCUUCAAUGCGGCGGCAAGGCGCACAGAGCGAGAACAAAACACGUCGAAGCCAUCCAACUAUCCGCCCGUCGACGACGACUAGCGACUUCGCACGAUCGCAUGUGGCCAAUUGGUCACCACCAGUACCCGUAACGCUUGAGGCUGAGGCCCUACGAGAACUGAAGACUGAGUGGAACCGACACUCCCGACAGCCUGUCCAAGAUGAGCGCGAUCCAGUGAAGAAGCUUCUUAUCGUGGAUCUACAAGAUUUCGAGAUAUACCGAACACCAGACAGUGAUAAGAGGGCAUAUGAAUUGAUCAGCCUCCACUACCUCGAGAUUCCUCUCACUAAGAAGCUUUGUUUUGACGGCUUCAUAUGCUUAGGCACCACUAAGCAUUUUGUGCACGCUGUGCCCAUUGAGGACACUUCUAUUGAGGGUUACGGAGACUCAGAGACUGCCAGCGUCACAACUUACAUACAAUCAACUCUCGCAGCAAAAGAUACGGUGUAUGACAUCUGGUACAGACUCAACAAAGCCGCCCUAGGUUACAGGGAAUUCCAUAAAUCAUUCCUUUGGGUUGCGCAAUUGGGAAAGCAUGUGAUAGACUACCUGGAGUCGGCGGGCAGUGUGGGACUCCACCACUUUCGCGAGGAUUUCCAUAAGUGGAUGAUGACGCAACGAUUCGCACAAUGCUCAGACUUCGAACGAUGGCACCGUGCCUUCAGACACCAGACUGACUUUCGCGUUGGCGUCAACGCAUAUAUCGAGUACUUUUACAAUCAGGCUUUUAACCUCCCAAACUCGAAACAGCUGCUAGCGCAUCCACUAUGGAGCGAAUGUAUAGCAAAAGAUUUGACAGCUAUCGAACCCCAAGAGGAGGUUAUCAAGCAUACCAUCGCUACGCCUGAAGUGUUUAGUUGCUUCAAAGAUAUGUAUUUCGGUAGGCAACUACGAAAGCAUCGGCCGAGAGAGAAUAUCGCCAUCGAACAGGAGCAUAGGAAGCGCAAACUUAGUUUCGCCAAACGUAGAUCAGUACAACAGACGACUACAACACGGCCAAACGUCUGUGAACCGUACGGCAACUCACCAGUAAGGGUAGGCGACGUUGUUGCACUAACUCCGGAUGAGACAGACUCUAGGGUCUGGCGUAAUACAAACUGGGACUGGCUUGCCUACGUCCAGGCAACGGAGCUUCUAAAAAACGGAGUUCAGAAGUUAUUCGUGCUAUGGAUCUAUCGAUGUCAGGAGACCAACAUCUCCAUAGCCAGGUAUCCUUAUGAGAACGAGGUCUUCUUAUCCGACAACUGCAACUGUACCGAGGGAGAAUUAUUGUCUACUGACAUUAAGGGAAGGUACGACGUAGACUGGUCGCCAACUACGAUUGACACCAACCACUUCUUCAUCCGCCAGACGUACGUUACUCAGGACAGCGCCUUUGUAACCCUUCACUCUGCACAUAUGACUUGUGCAUGUCUAAGACCUACGCCUGAAGAGACCCUCCACCGCGGCGACACGGUAUACAUGGCAAGGUCAUUGCACAACACUGAAAUCCUGGAUCCCGUCGUCGUUCAGCAUAUCAACCACGCGAACAAAAUGAUCACGAUACGCAAACUACUAAGACUAAAGCGUGACUGCGAAGAGCUGGCAAUAAAGGCUGGGCGAGUCGAUCUCACCCCAAAUGAGCUCGUGCUUACCGACGAAUAUGAGGUGGUGGCCAUAUCUCGUAUCCAGAGGCGCUGCCACAUCAAGUUUGUUUCCAAGUCCGACGUUGUAAAUGGUUUCCUGCCAUUCACAUACAAUCGUAGUGGUGCAGGUGAUCUUUGGUUUCUAGCUAUGGGAAUAAUCGCUAAGGGGCAGGGGAAGAGCCUCGUCUUCCUGCGCAGUCUGCCAAGCAGUUUCCACGAAGGCCCCGAUAUGACUUGCUCUCAACCCUUGCGAGGUAUGAGCAUAUUCAGUGGAGGAGGCUCUCUCGAUCGAGGUCUUGAAGAAGGUGGUGCAGUCGUCUUCAACUCUGCUGUUGACCUCAGCAAAUAUGCCAUCCAUACUCAACGAGCGAACUCGAAAAACCCAGAGGCGAUGUAUUUGUUUUGUGGUUACGUCGACGAUCACUUCAAUGCAGCUCUGAAGGGUAAUAAACCGAAAGUCGUACCUCAAAUUGGAGAAGUCGACUUCAUCGCGGCCGGAUCCCCAUGUCCUGGGUUCUCACUUCUUCAGCGGGAUCCUUUCGGUGAGCAGUCACUGCGUAACGCAUCGCACAUCACUACGUUUUGUUCGUACGUCGAUCUAUAUCGGCCGUUGUACGGUGUCCUCGAGAACGUGGUCAAUAUGGCAUCAACGCGUGUUGGAUACGAAGAUCAGAAUGUGUUAUCACAGGUGGUUGCUUGUCUUGUUUCAAUGGGCUACCAGUGCAACCAGUACAUUAUGGAUGCAUGGAGCUAUGGUAGUGCGCAACAACGCUCACGGUUGAUCCUUACUAUAGCAGCACCAGGCCUCGAACCGAUAGCGCAGCCGUGGCACACUCAUGCUCGACCAUUAGAGGAAACUGCUGGGAAAAGCCUUGGUCGUCUACCCAAUGGGGAGCGAUUUGGUGAACGAGAGUACUACCCUACACCCUUUACAUAUGUACCUGCAUCGACUGUGAGUGAUGAGUUGCCUAAUAUUGGAACCGGCGUCAUUCAGACCUGCAUUCCGUUUCCAGACCAUAGAGUGCCGAGAAUCCCCACACGCAAACAACGAGCACUUGUUAAAUGCAUUCCGACACAACCACCGGGCUGUGGUUACAGAGAAGCCGAUCAAAGCGGCCUCAUUCCGACGCUAUUAAAGGAUCUACGGACCGAGGCCGGAAGGGCCUACAGGAGGAUCAAAGCGAAGGGUCUGGUACCAUGUCUCACGACGGGUCUUGCUGUUAAUAAUUCUCGCGCCGGCGCAUUAUUACAUUGGGACCAACAUCGAUCAAUUACUGUGUUAGAAGCUCGUCGUACGCAAGGUUAUAUGGAUCAAGAGCCGAUCAUCGGCAGUCUUAUCGAGCAAUAUAAGAUCAUUGGGAAUGGAGUAGACCGUAAGGUUGCUUUCGCAAUUGGAUUAGCUUUACUUCGAGCUGUUCAGAAGAACGACUCAGGAUUCACGGCGAACGGGACAACACAAACCUCUAAGGAGAUGAUCGAUUUUCCCAGCGAUACCGCGGUCAAGCCAGAUCAGGGUAUCAGUUUCAAGGCCGAUUCCCAACCCAUCGUACCCAAAGGACCACCACUUCCGAAGGAACAGCGCAACGAGAGUACUAAACGGGUAGUCAUGAUGCCUAGAAAACCGCAAAUCGUCGAGACCAUGCAAGAUAAUAAGAGCAGUUUGACACCGUCCGAGGAGGACGCAAAUCUAUCAGAUGGACCCGCACAUGAGUUUAUACAAGCCCAUACGGUCUCACAGCCUAGUAGCUGCGAUCAACAGAGUACUGGCUUCUUUUCCCGUCUUUCCAAAAGUCUGACUUCCAGCAUCGGUAGACUAUCGUUGUCAACCAUGGCAUCUUCUGGACCGGCUAUGAUACCAACGUCAAUCAAGCGCAAUCGAGAAGAUGGCAUAGAAGACAGCACCACGGAAAGCGAGAGCCAUCUGUGCGAGGAGCGACCCCGGAAACAGCUGCGUGUCAGGGAAACGCCAUCGUUGGACAAUUCCACUGCUAGUGAGGCAGAGAAUAGUAGUAGAAAUCAUGUAUUCUCACAUCGGCAUAGCAGAGGAAGUUCGACUAGCUCAUCAAAAACUCGUCAAACUCGUCAUUCAGGAUUGUCCGUGGAAUUUGUCCCAAACAAGUGGAACAAGAAACCAGAGUCAGAGACACAUAAGAGGGGGGAUGGAAGAGUCUGA
Alternaria burnsii is the source of this 3888-nucleotide messenger RNA. RefSeq lists its product as uncharacterized. NCBI's taxonomy places the organism in Eukaryota, Fungi, Ascomycota, Dothideomycetes, Pleosporales, Pleosporaceae. Gene Ontology annotation, cellular component: nucleus. The transcript has a single exon. Gene Ontology annotation, molecular function: chromatin binding; methyltransferase activity. The coding region runs from base 1 to 3888 and encodes 1295 amino acids. The record is from RefSeq and is a predicted model, not a curated record.